AUGAAUCAAUAUGUUUAUUUUAAUGAUUUGAAAGAAAUGCAACACUAUGCAAGAAAAAAUCAACUUUCCUUAUAUGCGUAUAAGAAAACUGUAUAUAAUUUGACGAGUUAUGCUGAGAAUCAUCCUGGUAGUGAAGCUUAUGUGUAAUAUUAUGAAAAUCAAGAUGUCACGCAUGCCCAAUUCAAUAAGAAGAUUCUCAAAACCCAUAGAGAAAUCAUAUUAGCUUUAUAAGAAUAUAUUAUUGGAUAUAUUCAAAAGCACGAGAAAUAAAUUAUCUCUUUUAAAUCUUCUAAAUCCAUUAUCGAAUAAACGAAAAAAAAAUUAAGAGAAAGCACUGUACCAUUUUAUGAAAACAUACCUGAGGAUUGUUCAAUAACUAAAUUACCCAUACUAACUAUUCAUAAAUAAUUUCACUCACAAAAGUCAAUUAGAAUACCUGAAUGA
Molecule: messenger RNA, 444 nt
Organism: Paramecium sonneborni
Lineage: Eukaryota; Ciliophora; Oligohymenophorea; Peniculida; Parameciidae
Source: the annotation of a GenBank genome assembly